Messenger RNA from Cylindrotheca closterium, 3777 nucleotides. NCBI's taxonomy places the organism in Eukaryota, Bacillariophyta, Bacillariophyceae, Bacillariales, Bacillariaceae. The record is from the annotation of a GenBank genome assembly.
AUGGGUGUCAAGGGACUGUGGCGUCUGCUGCUACCAAUUGGACGCCGGAUUUCCAUUGAAACCUUGGAGGGAAAGAUAUUGGCUAUUGAUGCUAGUAUUUGGUUGACUCAAUUUCUGCAAGCCCUCAAAGACCCCAACACGGGGAGCGCUUUGCCAGCUGCUCACUUGGUGGGAUUUUUACGGCGUCUGUGCAAGUUGCGAUUUCAUGGAAUUCGACCAGUCCUCGUCUUUGAUGGGGCCACUCCCGAGAUUAAGCUUCGGGAGUUGAAGGAACGGAGGCAACGGCGAGAGCAGUUUCGAGCCAAGGGAGAAGAUGGAGGUAUUGUGCGAAUGGCAAAGAAACUGUUGACUCAACAAUUACAAAAACAUGGUCGAAGUUUCAUGAAUGCUACAGCAGAAGAAACAAAGGCCAACUCAGAAGAAGAGAAGAGUCGAAUUGAAAAUAAAAAGAGGAAAGGCUCCGCUUUGGCAGCUUCCAGCAAGAGUAGUUCAAUGGCACCAGGAUUUUAUGAUCCAGAUGCCGAGGCUGAAGAUAAAGUUAUUGAGGAAAUAGAAAGAAAAAGCGACCCCACGGGAUCAAACGAAGCUGUCGAUUCCGAAUACGUCAAACAGGCCCAAAUCUUGGAAAACGACGGUCGAGACAUUCUGGAAAUUCUAAAUGAUGAAGAGGAGGCGGCUCGAAAGGCAAGAGAAGAGGAACUUGGGGAACAACCAAAUGAUUGGGAUCGAGCAGUCGUGUUGACAUCGGCGUCACGGAAGGAACAAGAGCGCAAGCAAAAAGAGCAUGAUGAACAGCAAAAGAACCAAGCUGGUGUCCAACCCAAAUGGAACUACGGGCGGCGGACCAAAAAGAAGGGCACUGCUUCUUCGUAUGCUGCCUUUCGCAAUCAAGCUCCCAAUGGAGAAUUUGAUGUAGACUACGUGGCGUCACUUCCUUCACACGAACGCAAAGACUGGGUAGAAGAAGCCCAAAAGAAUCGAAGAAUGGAAUCCCGCCGAGAAUUCAUGAAAGUGGCCUACGAUCAGGAAAGCUUCUCACACAGUCAAUUGCAAAACUUUCUCAAGUCAACCAAACUGAAUCAAGACAUUCACAAAAUGGCAACCAAAACGGUCCAACAAGAAUCUUCCAAGUUGGGAGUCCGACAAGCAGGGGACGGAAGCAAACGUAUCAUUUUUCAACGAGAGGUCGAGUCCAAACAACAAUCUCAAAAGAGAUCCAAGGCUGCUCUUUUGGCCGAGUUUUCCAAGAAAAAGCUCUCCAUUCUAGAGGAUAAUCACAGUAAAAGCGACGAGAAUGACGAUGACAGUGAAGAAAUUGAAUGGGAAGAUGCUGACAAAAAGCCAGCAGCUGCCAGGGCAAUUGUGGACGACGAUGACAGCGAUAGUGAUGACGAACCCAAAUCCGAUGGAAAACACAAGACAGUCCCGUUCUUUUCGCCCAACGAUAGCAAUAUCGGUCAGAUCAGUACCAAGAAACCACCUCCGUCGGAGAAGAUUGAAUCCGUUGCACGGCGUCCUCAAGUCAUUCAGAGUGAUAGUGAUAGCGACAACGAUCAGAUGGACUCAGAUGCCAGGCUGGCCCGACAACUCCAAGAGGAAGAGGAUCGUAACCCAGAUGCCGAACUAGCACAACAACUCCAAGACGAAGAACUCGGUAUUACGCUACAGGAGGACGAAGAUGGCAAUGCCAGUGAUGGUGGCGUUGUUUCCCUUCCGACAGGUCAGAGAGAACUGGACUAUUAUCUAUGCUCGGACGAUGAUAGCAACGAAGGUGGUGGUGGAUUCAUUCCUUCCAAUGAGAAGGUGGAGGUCUAUGGCGAGGGAUUUCUGGCAUCGUCGCCAGCAGGGGCAACGAAAGCAGCCGACGUCGUUACCGGCAGCCACGCAGUUGAUUCAAAGAUGGCGCAGCAACUUGAAGAUGAAAAGCUUGCCAUGGCCAUGCAGAAUGAAGAGUACGAGGAAAAUGGUGGCAGUGGCGGUGGUUUCCUUCCUUCAGGUGAUAAUGGUCCUGAUUCCGACGUUGAAGGUGGUGGAGGUUUCCUUCCUUCAGAGGACCACGAGGGUGGUGGCGCUUCAUCAUCACAUGGUGGUGAUGACGAUGGCGAUGAUGGUGAUGACGAAGAAGACGACGACGACAUUGAUUGGGAAGAUGGAGGCUUGGAAAAUGAUGGUAUCAAUCAAGCAAAUGAGAAAAUAUCGUCCGAUGCUGCAGAAUCGCAUACUUCGAAUGGAGACUAUGGAUCCAGACCGCAGAAUGAAGAGUGUGCCAAAGAUGAUAGUCUUGUUGUACAAGAACGACGAAAGAAAUUGAGACAAGAGCCGUUGGCUUCGCAACCGAAUACAAACUCUGACUCGUACUCUCAUGAGAAACAGGAGAAAGAUGAUAUGGAGUAUGACGAUUUUGAUGAGUUGCCUGCUAGUACUGCAACCAAUGAUUGGGACAUGGGAUCUUCCAAGUCCGCAAAGGUGUCAGAAGCACUCACACAUGCCCAAGAUACAGCCUCUCGCUUAACCAAUUGGGCUGGACGUGCCUUUCGGAAAGCGGUUGCCCAGCAUGCCGAAGAAAGUGGCACUGUUGUACCGGAAGCAUCCAAACCAUCAUCGCUCCUACCAAAGCAGAAGGUGACCAUCGAGGAGGAUAGCUCGGAUGAUGAUGAUGAUGAUGAUGACAAUGACAAUGAUGAACCAGUAGUUUUGAAGUUUCAAAGAGCAGCACCAGAAGCAGAAGAGCAAGCCGAUCGAGGAACAAGAGGACGCGACGGCCAACAGUCAAUAUCUAGUCCAUACUUUGAUUAUGGUAGUCAAGAUGGCAUGACAUCCAAUCAACAAAUGGAGGAAGACAUGGCUGCCUUUGCCUCUCGUGAGACUCAGUCUACCGAUAUGAUGGACACGGUUACUGACGAAAUGAAAGCGGAAAUCAUGCAAUUGUUGCAUCUUUUUGGAGUUCCCUUUGUCGAGGCACCCGCGGAAGCAGAAUCCCAAUGUGUCAUGCUGGAACAGCUAGGUCUAGUCGACGGUAUUGUCACGCAAGAUAGCGAUGCCUUUGUUUUUGGUGGCAAGCAUGUGUACAAGAAUAUUUUUGAUGACAAGAAGUAUGUGGAAAUCUACAAUACCGAGGAUGCGGAACGAGAGAUGAAUUUGACCCGUGAUGGAAUGGUUGGUUUGGCACUACUACUGGGAGGUGACUAUACUCAAGGAGUGCAUGGUGUGGGCAUUGUCAAUGGAAUGGAGAUUAUUCAGGCCUUUGAAGUCUCUCAGGAUAUCAACAAUCUGAAACGAUUCCGGCAGUGGCUAGAUGGCUUUGACGGCCAAGACGCCCUUAAGAAAAAGAAGGAAGAGAACAACCUGACAAAGGAAGAAGCAUUCAAUAGAAAGCAUCGAACAGCUCGGACUCGUUGGGAAGCACCCAAACAUUUUCCGGACCCUCGAGUUUUAUCUGCCUACUUGAAUCCUGUGGUGGACAAGUCUGACACUCCAUUCUCGUGGGGGGUCCCAAAUCUGGAUGGUCUUGUUUCCUUUUGCACUCGAAACAUUGGAUGGACACCAGCCGAAACCAAUGCCUUGUUGAAACCAGUGCUCAAGAGAAUUGAAGAAACGGGAACGAUGCGGCAGACACGACUUGACACCUUUAUGAGGUACGAAGAUGGAAUCAAAUUCGCUGCCGUUCGCUCCAAGCGUCUGCGAGAAGUUUUGGAAAACGUCCAGGGCGGGGAUAAUAACUCUGAAGAAUCAUCCAAGAAAACAAAGACCAAUGAUGGCAAUAAUAAGGAACUGUAA